AAAUUGACUUUGACAAAUCUUUCUUGUUCACCAAACCAUCGUAAUCAAUCGAAUAUUGAAUAAUACGCAGUCGAUCCCUCCGUACGUAACUCCGGCAAUCAUUCACCCCUCAUUAUAGCGGCUUCGAGUAUCACUUGCAAUCUUUUUACUCCGAUAGGAAGAAAUUAACCCAUCUGUCUUUCCUGAAGUGGCAGCGGCGAUAAGCUUCCAUGGAAUAGUCUAAGAUUGCCCGUAAGUUCUAUUCCUCGUGGGAUGACCAAGGACAAGUAAACCGUACACAGUGAUAAAACAUGAUAGGAUGGAUAGGUAAUGGAUUCAUAUCUUACACGGUGCUCAUCUUCACCUCAUACUCUUUCGGUGGUUGAGAGCUUCCUCUUCCAGCAGACAUCCAUUUCGGACAGGAAAAUGGCACGUUGUUUUCAAGGUUGGGUAUUUUUGUUAGCCGUGCUAGUAUUGGCAUUAAGCACUCCAUGUUCACAUGCACAUCUGAAACACAAGAAAUUUAAGACCAAGACUGGCGUCUACCUCUCCCCUAAGUUUGUGUUGGAACCAGGAUUAAGUUCCAGCAAAUACUUUUACAACGUUCACUUCCCAAAAGGUCACAUUGCCCUAAAGAGUUUCAAUGCUGAAAUAAUUGAUGAAGAAGGGAAUUCCAGUCCUCUUCAUGAAGUCUACGUCCAUCACUGGCUUGUUGAAAGAUAUUAUGCUCGGAAAGGUUACGUGGAGCCAGAUCAGCAGCUUCCCCAGCAGCUCUCGGAAUCGGAUGUUAUAUGGCUGAGGAACAGUGGGAUGUGCCAGAAUGGUGCUCUUGGACAAUAUUUUGGACUCGGAUCCGAAACACGAAAAACAGCCACACACGUUCCAGGUCAUUAUGGAAUCGAAGUUGGGGAUGGUAAAGGGGUUCCUGAAGGGUUUGAGGAGAGAUGGAUGCUCAACGUGCAUGCAAUUGAUACUAGAGGUGUGGAAUAUGACCUAGGGUGCACGGAGUGCAGGUGUGAUAUGUAUAACGUGUCCAGGGAUCCAAGUGGCCAGCCUCUGCCGGCUGGGUACGCCGGGGGUUUGACAUGUUGCCCUGAUGGUGCAAAGUGCAGACUGAAACAAGGGUUUGGUGGUGAAAAGAAAAACCACUACUUGAGAUAUACUGUGAAGUGGGUUGACUGGUCCGAGUCUGUUGUGCCUGUCAAGAUUUAUAUCCUUGAUGCCACUGAUAGAAUGAAUCAUUCAGCACCUACUGGAGCUAAACACAAUUGCCUGGUCGAAUAUGAUGUUGAAAAAUCUUGCAAUGCCACUAAUGGGUGCUUAGACAACAAAUGGGCAAAGAUUACAAUGCCAACCGGUGGUUAUGUCAUCUAUGGUGUAGCCCAUCAGCACAUUGGGGGGCUUGGUUCAACACUGCAUGGAGAGGAUGGAAGGGUUUUGUGUUCGUCAACACCAAUUUAUGGAAAAGGCAAAAAAGCGGGAAAUGAGGCUGGUUAUGUCAUUGGAAUGACCACUUGUUACCCUCGGCCGGGCUCAGUCAAGAUAAAAGAUGGAGAGACACUGACUGUAGUUUCUAACUACGAGAGCACUCAGAUGCAUAGCGGAGUUAUGGGUCUCUUCUACAUUUUGGUUGCAGAAACACUUUGAGUAACAUAAGCUACUAUUAUCACAUAAAAUAAACAUUUGUAAGAUCAUAUUCAUCUGUUUGGUGAACGUGUGAUGAAGUUAUAAAGCUCCUAUCAACUUAAUAAAUUUGAAGAUUUGCAUAAAUAUUCAGGUGCUUGUUCACGAUAUGAUCGUCACUAUAUGCAAAGUUGAAAGCAAGAUAUCAGUUUAGCACCAUCUCGUUUGAAUAAAAAUUUGAUGUCGUUACCGACAUAUUCAUCC
Molecule: messenger RNA, 1866 nt
Organism: Pyrus x bretschneideri (Chinese white pear)
Lineage: Eukaryota; Viridiplantae; Streptophyta; Magnoliopsida; Rosales; Rosaceae
Exons: 6
Coding region: 310-1626 (438 amino acids)
Source: RefSeq, a predicted model, not a curated record